UCUUGUGGAAAAUUGAUACCUCCGUUUCCAUGAAACUUUCUUUCUUGCUUUUUCUUUUUAUCUCUCAGUCUCAGUCAACGUUUCUGUGUUAGUAUGUACACAUAGCCUCUCUGAUAAUCAUUCCUCUUUAUCUAAAAAUAUCUACAAUCUUGAUCCUCUCUUCAUCGUACUAAUGGAUUUUUUUUUGUCACGUACCAAUGUUGUUUCUGCUGCUGCAAUAAGCCUCUUGGCGCUUUUGGGUACAAGGUUUUUCAACAGAAGAUCAAAAUCUCAUCAAGAAAACAAAACAAUGGCUUCUUCUUCUAUAACGCUUUUGGAUCCUCCGUCUUCUUUGCCUCGCAAUUGGAAACACCAUGUCUUCCCAAGCUUCCACGGGGCAGAUGUCCGCAAAAGCUUUCUUAGUCACAUUGUCAAGGAGUUCAAGAGCAAAGGAAUCGACCUAUUCAUUGACAAUGAUUUAGAGAGGAGUAAGUCAAUCGGUCCUGAGCUCGUAGAAGCUAUUAAAGGCUCCAGGAUUGCGAUUGUCUUGCUCUCGAAGAACUACGCUUCUUCCACAUGGUGCCUGAACGAGCUGGUGGAGAUCGUCAAGUGCAAAGAAGAGUUUGGUCAAACAGUGAUGCCCCUUUUCUAUGAAGUGGACCCAACUGAUAUAAAGAAGCAGAAGGGCUAUUUUGGGGAGGUUUUCAGAAAAACUUGCAAAGGAAAAAGAAAGGAGGAGAUCCAAAGAUGGAAACAUGCUUUGACAGAAGUGGCUCAAAUCACAGGUUACCAUUCAACAAACUGGGAAACUGAAGCAAAGAUGAUUGAAGACACUGCCACUGAUGUUUCCAACAAGUUGAACCUUUCCGCACCAUGUAGUGAUUUCGACAGCUUAGUUGGGAUGGAAUCUCAUAUGACAAGAAUGGAACCAUUGUUACAGCUAGAUUCGAGUGAGGUGAGAAAAAUAGGGAUUUGGGGUUCGCCUGGGAUUGGUAAGACCACCAUUGCUAGAUCUCUAUUCAACCGUCACUCCCAAGAAUUUCAACUGAGUGUCUUUGUAGAUAAUAUCAAAAAAGAGUAUGCAAUACCAUCUAGUUCCGACGACUACAGUGUGAAGUUGUAUUUACAGAAGCAGUUUAUGUCUCGGCUAACCAACAACACAUGUGUCAGUAUUUCACAUUUGGGAGUCGUCGAAGAUAGGUUGAAAGACAAGAAAGUUCUUGUGGUCCUUGAUGAUGUGGAUCAUUUAGAACAAGUGGAAGCCAUGGCAAAAGAAACUUAUUGGUUUGGUCCGGGGAGUCGGAUUAUAAUCGUCACACAAGAUCAAAGGGUUUUAAGAGCAAGUGGGGUUAACUAUAUACACGAGGUGAAUUUACCAUCAUAUGACGAAGCUCUUCAAAUGUUCUGCAUGUAUGCUUUUGACCAGAAAUACCCAAAAGAUGGUUUCCAGGAGCUUGCUUGGAAAGUUAAGGACCUUGUAGGUUGUCUUCCGUUGGGGCUGAGAGUUAUGGGAUCCUAUUUUCGGGGAAUGUCAGAGCAAGAAUGGACGGAGGCACUACCAAGGUUAAGAACUCACCUUGACAUAGACGGAGAAAUUACAAGCAUUUUAAAGUUUAGCUAUGAUGCUUUAGGUGUUGAAAAUCAAAGUUUAUUUCUUCAUAUAGCCUGCUUUUUCCAUUAUGAAAAGGUUGAUAUAGUGAAAGGAUGUCUAGAAAAAUCUGUUUUGGAUGUGACACAUGGGCUUCGAGUCUUAGUUGAAAAAUCUCUCAUAUAUAUUGAAGAAGAAAGGAUAAAGAUGGCUGAAUUGCUACUCCAACUGGGAAGAAAAAUUGUGCGGGAAGAAUCUAUUCGAGAACCUGGAAAACGCCAGUUUUUGCAUGAUGCAAAUGAUAUUGAUGAAGUACUUAGUGAUGAUAAAACAGAUAGUAGAAGUGUCAUAGGAAUAUAUCUUUGGAGGCGUAAGGACAUAGCAUGUACAAAUGCAAGAGCUUUUAAAAGAUUGUAUAAUCUUCGAUUCUUAGAAACGGAUGGAAAAUGCAUUAAUCCGCAAAGUAUUAACUACAUAUCCCAAAAUCUUCGAGUGCUAAUUUGGGAAGAUUUCGAGAUACCAUGUUUUCCUUCUAGUUUUAAUCCAAAGUUUCUAGUUAGAUUAGUGAUGCAUUAUAGCGAGCUUGAGAAAUUGUGGGAAGGAACUCAACAGCCGCUCAGCAAUCUCAAGUGGAUGGAUUUGAGUUAUUCAAGGAGAUUGAAAGAGCUUCCGGAUCUCUCAACUGCUGUUAAUCUUCAAGAACUGAGUCUCAGGGGAUGCGAAAGCCUGGUGAAACUCCCUUCUUCUAUUGGGAAUGCAAUUGAUCUCCGAGAGUUGGAUCUUAGAUUUUGUUCAAGCCUGACGAAGCUCCCUUCCUCUAUGAGAAACCUUGGUAGAUUGUCGACAUUGGUAUUAAGCGGAUGCUCAGAGUUAGAAGUUAAUCUGGCCAACAUCAACUUGGAAUCUCUAGAUGAACUCAAUCUCUCAGGUUGCUCUUCGUUGAAAAGUUAUCAUGAGAGUUCCACAGACAUUGAAGUGCUGGAUCCAUGGAGAAGGAGAAAAUCUCGUCUACGUCAACUUGUAAUAAACGGAAUGGAGAAGCUGGUAUCACUCCCGCAGCUUCCCGAUUCGCUAUGGCUACUAGAUGCAGAAAUUUGUGAGUCUUUGGAGAGACUGGAUUGCUCCUUUCGAAAUCCGGAUAUUCGUCUCAACUUCCGUAACUGCUUCAAACUAAAUCAAGAAGCUAGAGAUCUCAUCAUCCGAACUCCGACAAAUGAAUAUGCAGUCUUUCCCGCUGAAGAAGUGCCUCCGUGCUUCACUCACCGAUCAUUUGGGAGUUCCUUAACUGUGAAGUUGAAUCAAUUGACUGUUGGCAAAUCAAUCAAAUUUAAGGCUUGCGUCAUAUAUGCUGAUGUCGGAGAUGACCGUUAUAGAUGGGACGACACAUCUGUCUAUUGUACCAUCACAUCCGGAAGGAAUGCUUCCAUUGCUUUUAAGAAAAGAGUAGAACUAUUUUUGCCGGGGCAUCUGUUCACAUUCGAAGUUGAGGUGGAAACAGAGGAGGUCACUUCCACCGAGCUUCUUUUUGAUUUUGACGUAACCACUCACGGUGUGUACGAAUAUGAUUGUGAUCAUGAGACUUGGAAACCAUGUAAGAUAAAAGGAUGCGGGAUAAUCGAACUCCUGGAGGUCCCUUUAUUGAGCUUCAGAGAUGGUGAUGAAGAUUGUGAACCUUCAGACACUGAGAGAUUUGCAGAUGACAAUGAAGAUUAUGAACCUUCAGACAUUGAGAUCUGAGACAAACCUUGAAACCCAAGUAAAGAUAGACAAGCAUCAGGAGAAUUAUAGCCAAAAAUCACAAGAGAUUGUUCGUGAAGAUGAUGAUGAUGGUGAUGACAAGAGACAUUUUUUUUUCUUUUUGUGAUUUUGUCUCGUAUUUGAUACCUUAAUAAAUGUUCACUUAUGAGUUCUGCA
Messenger RNA from Raphanus sativus (radish), 3481 nucleotides. RefSeq names its product probable disease resistance protein RPP1. Gene Ontology annotation, biological process: defense response; signal transduction. Gene Ontology annotation, molecular function: ATP hydrolysis activity; ADP binding. The record is from RefSeq and is a predicted model, not a curated record. The coding region runs from base 173 to 3304 and encodes 1043 amino acids. Lineage: Eukaryota; Viridiplantae; Streptophyta; Magnoliopsida; Brassicales; Brassicaceae. The transcript has 4 exons.